AUGUCACUCUCCGCAGAAGGUGUCGUCAAGAAAAGAGGCCGGCCUCGGAAGAAUGCGGUCGUCCAAGAACUAGAUGGACACGUAGAUGCAGGUGUGGUGCUCGAGGGUGGAAGUAGUGGGUUUGUAUCCUCCAGGCUGAUGACGACGGAACCGAAGACGAAGACGAAGAUGCGAGGCAAGGGCAAAAUAGAGGCCAAGAAAUCGGCAUCGGCGUCAGCACCAGCAUCAACAUCAACGUCAACGGCGGCAUCAUCACCACCUCCACCAAUAUUGACGUCGACCACACCAUCAUCAGCCUCUAAGAGAAAACCAAAAAGUCUGGUCGAAGAUGCUGGUCUUGCCGAUGCAGUCGAUGAGCCUCACCUCACAGCAACGACGGCGGUAAAGACCGUAGCUGGCACUAAAUCGAGAGGUAAGACCGCAUCGAAAUCUUCAGACGUCAAGAAGCAAGAUACAGUGUCUGUUCGCGAUCCAACAUCACCACGACGAGGCACGCCGAAAGGUCAAGCUCGGGUGGAAUACCCAGCUGUUGUGUCUUCAUCUCUGUCCUCAUCGUCGCAAGAGGAGGGCACAGCGCCCGUGCUACAGCCAGAAACUUCACAUCUCUCACAGACAAGCACACGGGAUAUCUCGAUUUCUAAGAUCCUGCAGCAGGCGAAAGCAUUCUCUACGCACUCGACGCAGCUGCAGCAGGGUAUUCUGGCGUUUGUGGACAAACGGGAGCGGGAGUGCGAAGCGUUGGUAUCUCCAUCCUUGACACAACCGUUCACCAACGUCGAGAUACAAGGACUAGGCUCUCAUCUCUCGCCUUCCACAGCGAUCGCGGGGUCACUACCGUCCACGGUUCCUGCUAUCGAUAGCGCCGUCGAAUCCUCAUCCUCAGCCUCCACCUCGACUCAUCUGCCACCGUCACCGUCACAGCCACAGCCGCAACCACCACCACCGCAACCACACCCCCUAGGAACAAUGCCUCUACCGCCUCCUCAAUUCAAGAGCGCCGCCGCUACCGCCGCCACCACGGGCUCCGCGCCUCAGAUCCGAGCCUACUCAUCCACAUCACCGCUCCCCAUGUCCACCACCGUGGCGCUCGCAGCGCGAGGAUCCCAAUCCCAGAGUCGUACAAACUUACCUCCUCCACCUCCUACACCACAUCCCGCUUCAGAGCCGCGCCAUCCCCUCCCGUUCUCACCCCCCUCGGCCGUGCCCAUCGGCCCACGACCGCCCAAACUGUCGGAAAUGCCGCUGGAGCAGCGCAAGAAGGAUCCCCGGUACAGGAAGGCCACGGUCAGGUAUACGGCUGCGAUUGUGGCGUUGCCUUUUGCCAUUGUGACGAGUUAUCUCUUAUGGGAGAAGUGUAUGUGUUUGCCCCUUUUCUCUCUCUCUGUUGCUUUGCUGCGGUUGACUCGCUGGUGA
Molecule: messenger RNA, 1413 nt
Organism: Cladophialophora carrionii CBS 160.54
Lineage: Eukaryota; Fungi; Ascomycota; Eurotiomycetes; Chaetothyriales; Herpotrichiellaceae
Exons: 1
Coding region: 1-1413 (470 amino acids)
Source: RefSeq, a predicted model, not a curated record